AUGGAUAAAAGCAAAUCCUCCACAGCUAGCAGCGCAACUUGUGCCGAAUACAGUGCAAAUGUGUUUUCAGUAGUAUCAAAACAAGCCAUUAAUAGCGCCACUGUUGAAACUUCCUCUGAAGAUUUUCGAGCACGACCAAGAAGAAUCGUGCAAAAUUUCCUUUUAGUAUGGCUCGAUGCUAAUAUUGCUGAAGGAAUGGAAGAUUCUCAAAAGUCGCUGGCAGAGCUUCGAAAAAUUUUCGUGACAGUACAACCUUUUACUGGCGUUGAUCAAUGUGUUGAGGGUGUGGGUGUGGGUGUUGUUAGCGCGCAUGCUGCAAUAACAGAUGAACCAACCAGUACAAUUAUUCAUUCGGCCUUACGUGCCUAUCCACUCGGUGCUGCUGGUCAACUUCCAAAAAAUGAAUCACUUAUGCUAAUGAUUCAACGACAACGUACUACUGAAACGGUUGGUGCUGAUUGGUCGUUUACCAGAAAAAUUGAGAAAAAAUAUCGUGGCGAAGGCUUCAUCUUGCACCAAGACAAAAAACUAAUUAUAUUUACAAAGAAAACUAAUUUAUCUAUUCUGAAGCAAAACAAACAUUGGUGCACUGACGGAACGUUCAAAAUGUGUCCCGACGAUUAUUACCAACUCUUCAUACUACAUGCGAUGAUGAUCGAUGCAAUUAUUCCUCUCGUCUAUGGAUUAUUAAUUGGUAACAGCGCUGAAGAUUAUAAUUUAUUCUUCGAAAAAGUGUUAAAACAAGACAACUUUCAACCUGAAUCAAAUAUGACUGAUUUCGAAACUGGCACAAUCCAGUCAGUCAAAGAUUUGUUGUCAACUAUUCUACACAAAGGAUGUCUCUUUCAUUUUUCACAAGCGGUAUGGCGACAAGUUCAACGCAAAGGAUUAACAACCAAAUAUAACGAGGAUGAGGUUUUUCGUUUAAAUGUAAAACAAUUAAUUGCUCUCGCUUUUGUUUCACUAGAUUAA
Rotaria socialis is the source of this 972-nucleotide messenger RNA. Lineage: Eukaryota; Metazoa; Rotifera; Eurotatoria; Philodinida; Philodinidae. The record is from the annotation of a GenBank genome assembly.